Molecule: messenger RNA, 597 nt
Organism: Pieris macdunnoughi
Lineage: Eukaryota; Metazoa; Arthropoda; Insecta; Lepidoptera; Pieridae
Source: the annotation of a GenBank genome assembly
AUGUUCUCUAAAAUUUUCGGCAUCAGCGCUGUUUUGGCGGUGGCCUCUGCCGGCCUCCUCCCCGCUGCCCACUACUCCCCAGCGUCCGCAGUGUCUUCACAAAGCAUUGUCCGCCAUGAGCAGCCAAUUGCUGUCGCCACACCUUACUACCAAUCUGCUCCCUUGGCAUACUCUUCCCCCAGCCAAUACUCCUCUGCCGUUUCCUCCCAAAACAUUGUCCGUCACGCUGCCCCUGUAGCUAUCACCCAUGCCGCUCCUCUUGUACACGCCACUCCCGUUGUCCACACUGCUCCCUUAGUCCACGCUGCUCCAGCCCGUGCCAUCAUCGCCCAACACGAGGAAUACGACGCACACCCCAGCUACGACUUCUCCUACUCCGUCGCCGACGGCCACACCGGUGACAACAAGUCCCAGCACGAGAGCCGCGACGGAGAUGUUGUACAUGGUGAAUACUCUCUGGUUGAAGCUGACGGCUCAAUCCGCCGCGUAGAGUACACCGCCGAUGCACACAACGGCUUCAACGCAGUCGUCAGCAACUCUGCACCCGCUCACUCCGCACCUGCCUACGCCCCGGCUACCGUUUUGGCUCACCAUUAA